Cyphellophora europaea CBS 101466 is the source of this 3144-nucleotide messenger RNA. RefSeq lists its product as uncharacterized. The transcript has 2 exons. The coding region runs from base 1 to 3144 and encodes 1047 amino acids. NCBI's taxonomy places the organism in Eukaryota, Fungi, Ascomycota, Eurotiomycetes, Chaetothyriales, Cyphellophoraceae. The record is from RefSeq and is a predicted model, not a curated record.
AUGGUCAAACUCAAGGUCUUCGUGCGCGUCAUCCCCGAGAGCAGCUAUGGCGCGGAAGCCUCGCCGCACGCCGCGCAUGCACCUCGUCGGUUCGUUGUGAUCGUUCGAGAACCAGCUGAGUGGUUCGUUGGUACUCUGGCUCACGAAGCAAAGAGCACGUACCAACGGCUCUACAAGCACGACCUUGGUCAGAUCAAGUAUCUCAAGGACGACGACGAUAAUGACCUCGAUCCUGAGUUUCGACUGUCCGACGUCUUCGUCAACGAGGGCAAAGCGGCUCGUGACGGGCAUGACCAAGAAGCGGUGAUUAAGGUCAUUCAAGAGCAAGGUCAGAUUGUUCGCGCCGACUCGGUAGUGCCUGACCUCACCCCGGCACACUACCGUCAUCCCGUCUCCAGGUACCCACCGCCGACAUCCUUGCUCGGCAAGCGCAGCUAUGCUGAGUCCAACGGACCCUCGAAGGAAGCGCCCGACAAGCGUUCGAGGCUGCCAGAAAUAUCGGAGUCACAGCAGUUGAUACCGUCUGUUGAGCACUCGCCAGAACUGAUUCAUGACACUCAACAGGAGCCCGACGAGGACGAUGUGUUUGACGAUGCGGCAGAGUCGCAUGAAUCUCAAAAGGCGAAUGGAGUCAGCACCACCAUCAGCACACUUGAACAGCCGAAAACGCCUUCUAAUGAUCGUCUAAUGAAUGAAACAAGUCAAUCCAAGUCACCUGCUGCGCAGACCUCCUCGGCCGCCGGCAAGUUCAAGUCCUCGAGCAGACCUGAUCCUUAUGAUCAUCCCCUAUCUGAUAUUGAGGAUUCACAAAUGUCACCCGCCCAGGCCAAUGGCUCUAAGAACAUGGAAAGCAUUGAGCAGCUACCAAGUCAGCGUACCCAAAAUCAAGAUGUAGUCGAUGCCUUCAAUGCGCAAGAAGCGCUCCAGCCCAUGGAUAUUGAUCACAUCAUCCCAGCCGCAGAGGAGAUCUCAACGAAAGCUGCGUCGACCACCCUGCAGAACGGCAAUGCAUCGAAGAGUGAGGAUUCCGAAGCUGAUAGUGAAGCCGAAGCAGAAAAGGCUGGCCACGCUAAGCCUGAGGUUACCAAGACUCGGAAGCCGAUGUCGGCCUCAGCUGGCCGCAACGACGACAAUAAGGUCAUUGCCGCUCCUGCGCAGCCUUCGAAGAAGACCAAGAAGCAAGAGCAAGCCAAGACGUCUCCAAAUAAUGAUCAACUGAAGCCAAAUUUUCCCAGCUCCCCCUCGCGACGUACUUCUGGCGUUAUCUCCGAGCUCGACAGCCCUGGUGAGCAGCUGUCACAGUCGUUGUGGAACUCGGCCCAGGGCCAGUCUCUCACCGACGGCGUCGCAGUAGCGCUAACGAAGCAGCAAAAAGCGCAUCAGAGACAAAAGGAGAAAAGGCGAGCUCGAGAUUCCGAGACCUCGAGUGCAGCAUCAGGCUCUAGACCAGGUUCUAGCGCAGGCCAAAACACUGUUGUCCAGAAUCCAUCGGCCACGGCCACGGUGAAGAAGCUGUCGAAAGCGAAGCAGCAAUCAAAGCGAAGGGGGGAAUCAACUUCUUCGAGCUCUGUGCCAGUCUCUCGACCCGGGUCGAGCACAGAUUCAAACACUAGUGUCCAGAAAUCGUCGGAGACCAAGAAAACCCCGAGCAAAGCCAAGCAGCAACCUGAAGCCACGAAGCCAGAAACUGUGAAGCCAACCGCUAAAAAUGGUGCCACCCAGCAGAGCAAGGGCGCGAAGCAAGGAACAGGCAAACAAGCCGUCAAAGAGAAGUCUUUGAAAGAGAAGUUAAAAGACGCUACCGUUGAAGCUGGAGCAAAGGCUCUCGGGUCCGCGACAGGUAGUCAAAAGGCAGCAGGAACUAGUAAAGGAAAAUCGAGUGCACAGUCUGUCGAAGACGCACCGCUUCCGACCAUUGAAGCCUCGGCCCCCAAUCCAAUCACACCAGCGACCAAAGCCACUUUGCCUCUGCCUCAGGUACGCGAGGUCUCCAAAGACUCUCGAAGCCCUUCUGCUACCGCGAAUCUGGUUGUGCCUAAGGGUAUGAGCGAAGAAGAAUAUUUGCGCCUUCGCAACCAAAAUGAGCUGACACCACAGCCUCCAAGGCCUGUUGCUUCUAAGAAGAAAAAAGAGAAUACUCCAGCCACGAAUGUCAACGUGAGGGCGCCUGUUGCCAAAAGUGAUCCUCAGGAAGGAAAGGCAGCUGUCCAAACGACGACAGGAUUGGCGAAGACAGUCGCGAGGAAGACGGCUUCCAUGGACUCGUCUAGCGAUGGAGACUCGGCGAGCUCUUCGGAGGAGUCUGACGAUAAUCCCGAGCCGACACGAAAGCAAGCCACUAACACUGCCUUCCUUUCCGCGUCUCGGUCUUCGAACUCAAAAUCGAAGUCUCGAUCUCCUGCUGAGGUUCGCAAAGAGCCGCCAACGCCUAAGUCGGCCGUCAAAGAUAAGGACAGGGUGGUGAUGCCUCCACCAACUCCGAAGAGCACCGCCAGGCGCCGUGAGUCGAUGAAGAAGGUACGCACAGAGCGCUCGUCAUCGUCCGCAUCGACGGAGACAUCAUCUCAAGCAAGCAGCAAGGAAUCCGCUUCCGCUGUGCCACGCAAGAAGGUAGCCGAUGAUGAACGCUCUUCGUUGUCCGACUCGUCGCGAGAGUCGUCCCGAGAGUCGUCCCAAGAGUCGUCGGAGAGGAGCAGCAGCGAGUCAUCCCCUAAGCCCGUCCAGACAAAGCCUGACACCAGUCCGAGAAAGCUAUCUCCUCCGAGUAAAGUGGUCACACCAUCUUCAGUUGCGUCUAAGCUCACCAGACCUGCGGCGCCAGAAAAGCGCGAGUCGGGUCUCAAACUGCUUAGAAAAAAGAUCAUCUCUCAGGCUGCGAGCAAAGAUGCUAGUCCUGCACCGGCUUCAGUUGCAGCUGCCGCGAGGAAGAAAGCUCUCGCAGCCGCGAGCUCCAGUGACUCAUCCGAAUCUGAGGAGAGCAGCAGUGGCAGUGCGAGCGAGAGCUCUGCACCCGCACCCAGAAAGACAAAGCAAGCCACGAAGGCGAAGGGCGGCGGGACGCGGCUCGGAAAAGUCGAAAAGACGCCGGACCCUUCUAUAAGAGACCCGUCGCCGAGUGUGAGUAGUGACGAUUCGGAUGAGUGA